AUGAACGAAAUCCAGAAGUGCGAAAAAACUAGGCGACCAGAGAGGAUGUUGGGCACCACUACAGUGCUUCUGGCUCUGCUUUUAGGUUUACUUCUUCUCCAUUUGAUAAAAUUACGGAUUACCUCUGCACAGUUGCCACCUGGACCAACCCCAGUACCAUUCUUUGGAAAUCUAUGGACUCUGAAGUUUCAACUCCAUCAUAAAACUAUCAUGCAGUUGGCAAAGACUUAUGGGAAUAUCAUAACCAUCUGGAUUGGGCAAACUCCUAUUAUUGUUCUUCAUGGCUAUGAAUCUAUACGUGAAGGACUGAUUGCCAAAUCUGAGCAACUUUCCAUGCGAGCUGAGAGACCUUUCUUUAAAUAUUAUGCCAAUGGAAGAGGUAUCAUUGUUGCUAAUGGACAUAACUGGAAGCAGCAGAGGCAGCUUGGAAUUCAGAUUUUACGGAAUUUAGGUCUGGGAAGUAAGGGCAUGGAAUGGAAAAUCCAUCUGGAGGCUCAGAGACUGGUGGAUAUAUUUACUGCAUUGAAAGGAAGAGCACAUGAUCCUAAAUAUUGUUUAAUGAACACAAUGAGCAAUGUGAUUGCAGCAGUGAGCUUUGGACAUCAUUUCUCCUUAGAAGAUCAGCUAUUCCAUGAUCUUGUUGAAUCCUCAGAUUCUGUAACCAGUUUUUUUGGUACUCGUUUGGGUCAGCUUUAUGAUUCCUUUCCUUGGCUAAUGCAUCAUAUUCCAGGACCUCAACAGACAACUUUCAAACAUCUGCAAUUUCUAAAGUGUCUUGUGAUGCAAGAGAUCAAGAGUCAUCAACGUAACCCUUCUACAGAACCUCAAGAUAUCAUCGACUUUUACCUGGAGCACAUUUCCAAGACUAAAGACGAUCCCUCUUCACCAUUCAAUGAAAUGAACCUGAUGCAAAUCGUGCUUGACAUUUUUCUGGCUGGUUCUGAAACCCUCACCUCUACUUUUCUUUGGGGUCUGUUAUUUAUGGUAUUACAUCCUGAUGUUCAAGCAAAGGUUCAAAAAGAACUGGAUGCACAUUUUGAAACCUACCAAGAGCUUCACUAUGAAAAUCGCAAGGAAGUACCAUAUACAUAUGCCGUGAUCCAUGAGAUCCAAAGAUGUGCUAACGUAGCACCUGUAGGCUUACCUCGGCAAUGCGCACAGGAUGUCAAAAUCAAAGGUUAUCAGUUGAAAAAGGGUACAGUUAUUGUGACAUGUUUGGCCUCUGCGCUCUGCGACCCCAACUACUGGAAAUUUCCCAAUGAUUUCUGUCCAUCCAACUUCCUGGACGAACACGGAAACUUUCAGAGCAAAGAGGCAUUUUUGCCAUUCUCCACAGGCCAACGCAUAUGUUUAGGGAGACAGUUGGCAAUGAUGGAACUGUUCAUUUUCUUCACCCACCUUCUGCAUGCAUUCACUUUCCAGCUUCCUCAGGGAGUCACCGAGGUUAACAUGAAUGGGAUACUUGGGACAACAUUUAGGCCUCAUCCAUACCAGAUUUGUGCCAUACCUCGCUGACCAUCCAAAUUUGGACAGACUCUUAUCUUAUUAACACAUGUGAAGACAAUUCAAGAGAAAGAGACACAUGUGUUUAUAGUAUGUUAUUAUUUUACCCUUGAAAUGUAUUAGACUUAAGAUGACAUAC
Messenger RNA from Pelobates fuscus (common spadefoot toad), 1642 nucleotides. Its product is annotated as cytochrome P450 2A3-like. The coding region runs from base 1 to 1515 and encodes 504 amino acids. The record is from RefSeq and is a predicted model, not a curated record. Gene Ontology annotation, cellular component: intracellular membrane-bounded organelle; cytoplasm. Gene Ontology annotation, molecular function: iron ion binding; oxidoreductase activity, acting on paired donors, with incorporation or reduction of molecular oxygen, reduced flavin or flavoprotein as one donor, and incorporation of one atom of oxygen; heme binding. Lineage: Eukaryota; Metazoa; Chordata; Amphibia; Anura; Pelobatidae. The transcript is spliced from 10 exons. Gene Ontology annotation, biological process: xenobiotic metabolic process.